Molecule: messenger RNA, 4255 nt
Organism: Osmerus eperlanus (European smelt)
Lineage: Eukaryota; Metazoa; Chordata; Actinopteri; Osmeriformes; Osmeridae
Product: rho GTPase-activating protein 39-like
Exons: 10
Coding region: 198-3221 (1007 amino acids)
Biological process (GO): signal transduction
Cellular component (GO): cytoskeleton; cytoplasm
Molecular function (GO): protein binding; GTPase activator activity
Source: RefSeq, a predicted model, not a curated record
CCGAGGUCAGGUUACAUACCAGUCACACAGGCUUGAGGGAGUGGAGAGAAGGGGGACGCUGACUGUCUGACUCAGCCAGACACGGUAGAACACUAAUAGUGCUCUGGGGUACGUGGUUGCCUACUUCAGCCUCAGACAGCAAUCUACUACUGUACGCGGAUCCUAUCACAACUAUCUGUUCUUACUAUGUAAGGAAAAUGGCCGAGACGAGCAGUGACUGGGUAGAGCUGGUGGAGCCGGGCUGGAGGAUGUUCGUGAACCUGACGUCGGGUGAGUGUGGCUGGCAGCCGCCCGCGGGCGUGGCCGUCAGACAGGCGGACGGGAACCAGUGGUGGGAGCUGUUCGACAGCCAAUCGGGGCGCUUCUACUACUACAACAGCUCCACCCGGCAGACGGUGUGGCACCGCCCCCUGGCAGGAGACAUCCUGCCCUUGGCCCAGCUCCAGGCCAUGAAGAGGAGCUCCAUGACACACACAUGCAUCCUCGCACACACACCCCUGGGUCCGACCCACCCGCUCGCGCCCCUCCCCCCCAGCCUGAUCUCCAGCUAUUUUGGGAGGGAGACCCCCUCCAGAGGCCAGAGAGACAUGUCGGAGGGCUUCACAGACUCCAGAGGGACAUCUCAAAGAUGGCAGCCUGCCCCAGGCUCCAAGGCCGCCAUGUUGGUCAAGGUCAGCAACGCGGACAGGAACCAAUCAGCUAGCCUCACUGGUUCCCAACGUCUUGUCCGUCCUGGGAGUCCUGGUGGCUCCGCCCCCGGUGACAGACCCCGCCCUCCAGCCAAGAUGGAGCCAAAACACACGCCCGUCUCAAGCAAGGCUGCCCCCCCCAUCUACGACGAGCCUCCCCAUGAGCCCCCCAUCUAUGAAGACCCUCCCCCGGACAUGCUGGCCCACACCAGGCUGCUGCAGUACCCCGCCCCCCAGCCCCCGCGCAGACACACCCGACACCCCUCCGACACGGAGUACAGCCCUGCGGGACGGGAGUGCAUCAAACACAUGGUGAACGUGGAGCCUGCCGUCUGUAAGACUGCUGCCCUCUACCACCCCAGCCCUCAGUACCCCCUCUCCCCGCCCCCCCUGCCCUCCUUACCCGCUCUGCCCUCACCACCCUUGCCCCAGACGCCCACAGACGCCCCAGAUCAUGAAACAUGGGGAUCUCCUUCCCCUGCUUUUCCCUCUACCUCUUCCCAGCCCCACCCCCAGCCCCACCCCCAGCCCCAGACCAGGGAGCUGAGCCUGGAAAAGGCGGCGUCCUGGCGCCUCCUGGAGGCCAGUGUCCGAAGGAACAUGGAGCCGCGCCACAGUCGACAGAACAGCCUCGCCAAUCAGGAGUACCCGGCCCCUGCCACUGUGACCUACCAGGACUCAGGAUACUCCACAGGGCCCUCCCCCAGCGUGAGGAGGAGGAGGCGGGCGCUGGAGGGCGUGGCCGGGGCUCGGCCCGGCUCGCUGGGCAGCAGUGGAGAGCUGAGCGUGGUGAGCGAGCGCCUGAUGGCCAAGAGAGACAGCAGGGUCAGUCUGGAGACGCAGCUGUCAGAGGGCUCCACCCCCCGCAGCAGCCUGCAGGCCCUGGCCAGACCUGGGGGCCCCCGGGACAACCUGACGUCCAGCAGCCACUCUCUGACCCCCUCCGCCAAUAACCAUGGCGACUCGGCCCUCUCAACCCUGGCCGCAGAUGGCGAGGGCUGUUAUAAACCGACCUAUGGGAAGAAGAUGUCGCUGGACGCAAGCAUCCUGUCCUCACCAGAGAACCCUUGUCAGGCAGGAAGUGUGGAGGGCCGGGGGCAGAUGGAACCCUCCCAACCGCAGGGUGUCACUGGGCAGGUUGUCGCAAGAGACCGUAGCCAAGGGGUGGGGGGGAGGAGGGGGGGUGGGGCUGGAGGAGGGGGAGGAGUGUACCAGUACACCCCCUGGAGCCAGCCCCCCCCAGACAGCAGCAUAGAGGCAUGGGCCAACCAGAACCUCAACGUGCACACCCAGGGACUCUUCCGCCGCCGCCUCUCAUUGGCCAGCAUGCUCGCCUGGAGUCCCGCCUCCAUCAAGAAGCCCAUGCUGGCGAGCUGUGGCCCCGCCCUCAGGAAGCAGGCGUGUGAGAUGUUCCGGCUGGUGCAGGUGUACAUGGGAGAGCGCUCGCCCCGCUCCGGACGCCUGCCCCCCCACAACUCGGGGCUGACCCUGGUGACCUGGGGCUGGAGCGUGCAGGGCCUGAGGGACGAGCUGUACGUCCAGCUGGUCAAACAGACCACAGAUAACCCGGGGCUGGCCAGCCUGCGGGCCGGUUGGGAGCUUCUGGCCAUCUGCCUCGCCUUCUUCUCCCCCUCUGCCUCGUUCACACGCUACCUGCAGGCCUACAUCCACAAACACAUGGAGCCCAGCCACGACGACAUGAUCACGUGGCGCAUGGCGGAGCAGCAGGACGCGAGGAGUAAGAAGAACUCCAAGUCCAGGAAGAAGAGGAAACAGAACACUGAGGGGGAGGAAGAGGAGGGACUACCAAUCAGCACUUAUGCAAAGUACUGCUACCGCAAGCUGCAGAAGGUGGCACUCACAGGAGGCAAGAAGGGCCUGAGGAAGCCCAGCCUGGAGGAGCUGUGUCAGGGCCGCAGGGCCAUCGUCACCCCCUCUCUGUUCGGCUCCUCCCUGGAGGAGGUGAUGGAGCGCCAGGCCCUCAGCUACCCUGAGCGCCGCCUGCCCUGGGUGCAGGUCCAGCUCUCCCUGGCCGUCCUGGCCCUCGGGGGGGCGCACACGGAGGGCAUCUUCAGGGUUCCAGGGGACAUUGAUGAGGUCAAUGCUCUGAAGCUUCAGGUCGACCAGUGGAACAUUCCAGAAAACCUCCCGGACCCAAACGUACCUGCGUCUCUGUUGAAACUGUGGUACCGGGAGCUGGAGGAGCCUCUCAUCCCUCAGAGUUUCUAUCAGGACUGUGUUAGUAACCAUGACGACCCUGAGUCUGCUGUCCGAGUGGUCCAGUCCCUGCCGGAACUGAACAGACUGGUGCUCUGCUACUUCAUCCACUUCCUACAGGUGUUUGCCCAGCCAGUCAAUGUCAGUAAGACAAAGAUGGAUGUCAACAACCUUGCCAUGGUUAUGGCCCCAAACUGCCUGCGCUGCCAAUCAGAUGAGCCGCUGGUCAUCUUCCAGAACACGCGCAGAGAGAUGUCCUUCCUGCGCACGCUCAUCGUCCACCUGGACACCACUGACAUCACCAGCAUCACAUGACCUUGCUUGCCCCCCCCCCCCCCCCCCCCCCAUCACACAGCUAAUCACAGGUCCCCUUGGAUAUCUGACCCAAUCACUGUCUCCUCUGGUGCUCUGAACCAAUCACAGUUCCCAACUAGACAUCUGAACCAAUCUCUUGUCUCUCUCCGUCCUACCACUGGAUAUUGUAUUAUCUGCCUGUUUUACAUCUACCACGGUUGGCCUGUCAACAAUAGGACAUUAUAGUAGUUUGUGACACGAAGGCCUUGUAGUCCUGGUGAAAGAGAAAGCAGGGUGAUGCUACUGUGUGCAGACCUUGUGUUGGGGCUUCCAGCCGCUGGUUGGCCUCAGCUGCAUUUAGCUGUGGUAACCGUGUGGCUCUGGCCCUCAUAUGGAGGCUAUGAGAGGCGUGUGUGUCUGUGUCUGUGUAAGCAGAAGCAGCUCUAAUGAGCGGUUGUGCUGAGCCUGGUUAGCUGGCUGUUAACCCUUUCUUUGCUGUAACCCUCCUCCCCGCCACCACCACACACACCUCCCUCCGUUCCUGACCGCUACUGAUGGCUUUGGUAAAUGCGUUCUUUUCAGGGUGCGACUGUGACUUUGCUGUGACAUAUUUUGCUUUUUAAUGUCCAUUUUGAUUCUGUGAAUACAUUCAUUUCAAGAGUAAUUGAUAAAAUCCUGUUUGUAAAUUUAGGAAUUCAUAAACGUGUCUUAGUUUUAUUUCCAUUGUAUGUGUGAAUCUCUCCGUGUGUUUGGAGUUAUAUUUGUACAGUAUACAGGGUCUUGCGUUUAGAGAAUGCAUCUUGACUGUUAUUGUGACAUUAGGCACACCUCACGCAUACACAUAAACACAAUCAGUCGGCAGAGUUGAAGAAAUAGCAUAGGAUCAGAGUCCAUAGUAACGGAGAAAGAAAGUCAGAUGAAAACUUCAACGCUGUAGGCGAGUGUUUGUGGCUACUGUCCUCUACUGCCCUCUUGAGGAUUGUAAGAAAAACGCAUUUUACAUUUCACGCACACAUCUCAACUUAAAAAAGCAAUAAACUUGGUAAUUAAUCAUG